AUGAGAGGGGCACUUCAUCCUGACUACUGGCUCCCGUGGAACAUGACAUGGUCGGAGAUGCAAGUGGCUAGCGGCUAUGAACUGACUGAAAUCUUUCGAGCCCCUUACGGAGCCAUUCCCUUCCUCAUCUUGCGACUUUCCUGGGAGUCUUGUGUUGGUAUCCCCGCUGGUCACCUAUUUGGAUACGCCAGCGGUCCAGUGAUACCCAAUGUUCUACAGCAUAUUUCUGGUGGCUUUGCAAGCUUCUAUACAUUCUCUUGGAUUUACGGUCUUAUUAUACUUUGGGAAAAGCCUUGGCUUUGGAAUGUAAAAGAAAGCUGGAUUGGUUACCCGUUUCACACCGUUGAUCGAUCUGUUUGGUGGUACUACAUGAUUGAAACGUCUUUCUACUAUUCACUUCUUCUCAGCGCUUUCUUUGAUGUUAAACGUUCGGACUUUUGGGAGCUCAUCAUUCACCAUUUUGUCACCAUCGGACUCUUAUCCGUUUCGUGGACCAUCAAUUUCAUUCGGAUUGGCACUCUCGUUCUGAUCUCGCACGAUGUCGCUGAUAUAUUACUUGAAGCUGGGAAACUGUUUCGCUAUUCAAAUUGUCACAAGACGCUCACCGAUGUUUUCUUCACGCUUUUUAUGCUGAGUUGGAUUCUCACACGGCUCAUCUAUUACCCAUUUGUCGUGAUUCGAUCCGCUAUUUUCGAGGCUGCCAACUGUAUUCAUCCCGAUUACAAAGUCUACGAUACUUAUCAAACUCCGUACGUGCCUCGAAUUCUCAUUAUUUUAUUAGCAGUGCUUCUCAUUCUUCAUAUCUUCUGGACGAUAACGAUUGCCAAGAUUGUCAUUCGAACAAUUACGGGAGGUGAAGUGAAAGAUAUUCGAUCAGAUGAUGAAGGUGGAGAAGAGGAGCAGAAAAUCCACAAAAUGAAAGCAAAAUCGAGAACCCGAAAAGUCGAC
Mesorhabditis belari is the source of this 948-nucleotide messenger RNA. NCBI's taxonomy places the organism in Eukaryota, Metazoa, Nematoda, Chromadorea, Rhabditida, Rhabditidae. The record is from the annotation of a GenBank genome assembly.